Molecule: messenger RNA, 2740 nt
Organism: Linum trigynum
Lineage: Eukaryota; Viridiplantae; Streptophyta; Magnoliopsida; Malpighiales; Linaceae
Source: the annotation of a GenBank genome assembly
GGCAGUCCGAGCCAAGAGAACAAUCCUUUGAUGGUUGAUCUCAAUUCUUUGCCCGGUUGCCACUCACUUGAGAGCCUCUUUUUAUUUUCUUAAGCAAAAAUUGUUAAAGUUCCUAGUUCACAUAAAGAAGAGAAUUCCGCACACAAUGCCUUCCUAAGGUAGCAAACAUUAUCGACUCACAAAAGAGGAAGAAAGUAGUCGAAUCCCUCACGUACCGAUACUCAAAUUAUGAAACUAUCACCUGAGAUGCACAACACAUCAAUCAUCUAGCAAAUCAAAUCAAAUCAUAUUGAGUAAGGAGAAUGCAAAAGGGGCCAACUUGGAGCCCUCAUAUUUGAAAAAAAUUUGGGCAUGCAUACAAAGCUCUCCAAGUGGUUAAAUUAUGCGAACUCAUCGUCCACAAUCACUCCAAAAACACUCUCUCUCGUGAUCAAGCUUUUAAACAUUCAUGGUGUAAGAGAGUAAUCAAUAACAACAUUCCACACAAGCAUUCAUGCAUAACCCCCCACACUUAAGGAACACAUUGUCCUCAAUGUGAGAAAGGUAAAAGGAUAGGGGAACGAAGUUAGCAAAAGGCUUUAUCGAGGUGAUUGUGGAAUCGAAGGGUAGGGUGGGUGGUUUGAUCUCCUCCCAAAUUUGAGAAAUCGCCUUUUGGACUCCAUAUCUCAACCUCUAGGUGACACUUUUAGUUGUUGUUGGUGCUCUUGCACAUGGUAUAGCAACACUUACAACCCGGGGUGGCGAAAUCAUCCGAAUUUCUCUUGGUCUUUUCCAACCAAUCCAAGACCCCCCAGUUUCCAAGGACCAACGGGAAAUUAUCAACCAAGGCCUACUUUCAUUCAACAAAGGCCGCAAUUCCAAGGCUCUAACUUCCAACAACUGUUUCAAGAUCAAAGAGGUCAAUGAUUCCAACAACCCGAUAAGUUUGCAAAUUGAAGACCUUGUGACCACUUUUGUGAGCGCGAGCACUCAAAAGUUUGAGAAGAUUGAUCAAUUUAUGGAUGUGGCAACAAAAAAGUUUAGCUCGGUUGAGGCGCGAUUAAGGAGCCAUUAAGCAAGCCUUCAAAACUUGGAGGUGAAAAUUGGAACUCUUGUCGGGAUCCUCACCGAGAGGCCAAGGGGAUCUUUAACCCUCUCAAACCAUUGUCAACCCCAAAGAUCAAAAUGUUGGGUGCAAUGCUAUUCUUAAGAGAAGUGGGAAGGUUACCCCAAAGGUUGUUUCUAAGGAGGUGAAUGAAGAAGAGAAGGCCCCUCCAACGGCCAAUGAUCCCGAAGAAGUGGGAGAAACGGAAGAAGAGCCUAAGAAGGCAUUGCUGACGCCACCCCAAGUGGCUGAGUAAAAGCCUCCUCUUCCUUUCCCCACAAGGAUACACAAGGAUCGAUUGGAGGCGGAGUUUGGAGGAUUCAUGGAGAUGCUCAGGAAGCUCCGCAACACCAUUCUAAUAUUGGAGGCCAUGGUGCACAUGCCGACGUACGCCAAAUAACUCAAGGCGAUUCUUGCAAAGAAGCCGAAAUAUGAAGACCUCGCCAAUGUCACCUUAGGCGAGGAGUGAUCCGCCUUUAUCCUCAACAAGUUGCCUAAAAAGCAACCGGAUCUAGCUAGUUUCACUAUACGUCUUUGCAUGCGAUCAUCAUAUAGAAAACUCCUUGGCGGACUUAGGAGCAAAUAUUAAUGUGAUGCCUUUCAAGCUUUUUAAGAAGUUGCAUUUGUGUGAAUGGAGGCCCAAUAGGCUUAGUGUCACAUUGGUCGAUCGAUCUGUCAUUAGUCAUAUGGGUAUUGUGGAGGACGUCCUAGUGAGAGCUGGCAAUUUCUAUUAUCCGACGGAUUUUGUCAUCCUUGAUAUCACUGAUGAUGCGGAUAUGCCACUUAUACAAGGACGCCCCUUCCUUGCCACCGUCAAGGCCUUAAUUGAUGUUAAUGAGGGAACUUUGGUGUUGAGAGACGGAGAGGAGAAACUUUCUCUUUCAAUUGAUCCUAAGAUUAAGAAUGAUGUUGUGAAAGAAAUGGACUCGAGUGGCAUGAAGGGAAGUGGAGGUGAGCCUCUCAAGGAAAACCCCACUAGUGUGUGUGGUCCAUUUGAUGAUGAGGUGCAUGAAACCAAGGUGGGUACUAAUCCCGGAGGAAAGAAGAAGAGAGCGUGGAGGGAUAGGCUUCACCAAGCCUCCUCCCAACUAAAAGACGAGGGUAAGGCGAAAGUGCCGGGCUAAGAGGGCCAUCCUAAGGAGCUAAAGGUAGGAGGUGACAAGCCUCGCACCAAUACCGUGGCGGAUCCACUCUCGGUGGCUUCAUGCCCUCAAGCAUGAUAGAUCCACAACGUCGAGCUAGUGACAUUAAACUAGCGCUUGUUGGGAGGCAACCCAAUGACGGUUUGUUUUCUUUUCCUUAUUUUUCUCUUUUUGUGUGUGUGUGAAGAGUUCACGUGUUAGAUUGGGGUAUCACUAUGCCAAAUCUAUGUGGUUUUGUGUUUCGGGAUGUGGUGUAAUCGAAUUAGGGGCACGAUGGAGUAGAUUGAGAGUGCCAUGUUUUUCACUCAGAUCACGGUUUGUGCUUCCAGUUCACGGUCUUAGUGAUCGUGAAGUGGUGCCUCCGUCCAUGAAUUGAGGGUGCUCCCCCUGUUUUCAAAACUCAUCAUUUAACCCUAGUUCACGGGUAGAGAGUUAUGUUCACGGUCUUAAUGACCGUGAAUUGGCUCCUCCGUCUGUGAACUAAGGGUUCUGCCUAUAAAAGGGGCGUAAACAG